AUGGCAUCCUUCUCGAGAUUGCGACCCGCCUUGAAACGCGGUGCGGCCAGACUCGCCGCCCCUCAUGUCCAACACGUCCCUUUCCGACGAAGCCUCUACCUCGCGCCGCCAUACCUGCUCGACGACUACAUACCGCGUUACCAACUGUUGUCCUCGGUAGACGCCGCGAAGAAACGAUCCCUGGCCUACGCGCAUUUGCGCGAAUGUAACCUGUGUCCUCGGCUUUGCGGUGUCAACCGCUAUAAGACGACGGGUGUAUGCCUGAUAGGAGCCGAGACUGUGAAGGUGAAUACCAUCGCUCCUCAUUUUGGCGAGGAGCCCUGUUUCCAGGGACACAACGGAUCUGGAUCAGUUUUUUUCUCUGGGUGCAACCUGAGAUGCGUCUUCUGCCAGAACCACGACAUAGCCCACCAGCGCAAUGGUUUCGAUCUUACGCCCGAGGAGCUUGCCGAGUGGUUCAUGAAGCUGCAGGACGUGGGCCGGGUACACAACAUCAACCUCGUUACACCCGAGCAUGUCGCACCCCAGGUUUGCUUGGCCAUCCUGCACGCGCGUGAGCUCGGUCUGCACAUACCCAUCAUUUACAACACGUCGUCGUUUGAUUCGCUGGAGAGCAUCCAGUUAAUGGAUGGCCUGGUUGACAUUUACCUUCCCGACUUUAAGGUCUGGAGUGACAAGACAAGCAGGCGGUUGCUCAAGGCCGACGGCUACACAAAGGUGGCUAUGCAAAGCAUCAAGGCUAUGCACGACCAGGUCGGCGACCUCUGCUUCACCGCAGACGGUAUUGCCAAGAAGGGAGUGCUUGUGCGCCAUCUGGUCAUGCCGGGGAAAGAGGACGAGGGUAGGGAGAUCAUGAAAUGGCUUGCGGAAAAUGUGAGCAAAGACAUCAUGGUCCACAUUAUGGAACAGUAUUUCCCGAGAGCCCAUGUGGGUAAGGAGCGGCGUGGCCGUGCAGGUCAAGAUGUCGUUGAGCCAGGCGGUGCUGAAGCAUCGGCUUCGACCAAAAAAGACGUUAGAUAUUCAGACAUCACUCGUCCUGUAGACUUGAAUGAGGUAGCUUCAGUCAAGAAAGCCGCUGAAGAAGCUGGCCUUUGGAGGUUUGUCGAAGCAUCGAGGCAUGGCGGCUUCAACAUCUGA
Molecule: messenger RNA, 1137 nt
Organism: Alternaria arborescens
Lineage: Eukaryota; Fungi; Ascomycota; Dothideomycetes; Pleosporales; Pleosporaceae
Exons: 3
Coding region: 1-1137 (378 amino acids)
Molecular function (GO): iron-sulfur cluster binding; catalytic activity
Source: RefSeq, a predicted model, not a curated record